AUGGCGUCGUCCAGCUCUUCAGGCCUCAGCAGGCGAGGCGGCGAGGGCGCGCCCGGGACCGUGAGCGCGUUCGUGCGCGAGCACCUGCGGCAGCUGUGUCUGAGCGAGUUCCCGUGCGGCACGGGCAGCUGGAAUAAGUCUCGCUUUCUCCCUAAAAGCUGGCGGACCUGGCGGGAGCUGGUCCCCACGGAAGAGGAGGCAGUGAGCCCGGAGGAGGAGACGGUGGAGGCCCUGCUGGCCCUGGUGCGCAGCCCCCACUCGCCCUGGGCCCACGGGACUCAGCUGGGCUUCUCCUCCGCCGAGGACCGCUUCCUGAGAGAGCUGGCCAUCCGCAGCCCUCUGAAGCUCAAGGACACCUUCUUCUACUCCUACUUCCGCUCCCUGAGGGUCGUGGACAAGCAGGUGAGCCUGGUGGACAGAGACCUCCUGAAGUUUCUCAAGCUGGAGGAGCUGGUACUGAGUGCCAAUGAAAUCAAGGAAGUCGAUGCCUCGAAUCUGCCCCCUACACUCAAGGUGCUGGAGCUGUACGGCAACUCGAUCAGCAGCAUGGUGUGCCUGUGCACGUGCCCUCCGCCCCGGCUGCAGCAUCUGGGGCUCGGCCACAACAAGCUCCUGGGCCCCUUGGAAAGUCUCUUCGUCACGUCUCAACACUGGCCCAACCUCGUCUCCCUGGACCUGGGCUUCAACGACCUGACGGACCUGCAAAGCAUGGUGGCCAGCCUGUCCACCCUCCAGAGCCUGCGGCUGCUGGUGCUACAAGGAAACCCUCUGGCGCUGGUGCCCUACUACCGCGGCCUCACCGUGGACAGCCUGGCCCACCUCUGUGUGCUGGACGACAUCACCGUGUCCCCCAAUGAGAGGCACCAUUUCCGGGGGCUCAGCCGCAGCGCCGACCUCUUGGCACAUGAAGCACAGUUUCUGGUGACCAUUGGGAACAUCAGGGGCCUGGUGGAUUCCUCCAUCUUGGACCCUGAGCCAGGCCCCGAGGGCCCGUUCAUCGCCUACAACUACUACGUGACCUACGACUUCGUGGAGGACGAGGUGGAGGGGGAGGAGAAGCCGUCCAGCCAGGUGCUGUUGCAGGUGCGGCCGCUGCCCCGGGCGGUGGCGUCCCUGCCUCACACGGCGCCCAGGCUGCUGCUGCACAAUUCCACCAUACCCGCUCCGCCCCCCUCCUCCCACUGUAAAGUCACACGGUGCGCAGGGGAGCGUGCUCGCUUAGUGUCAGCCUGGCUUCCAUCCCACCACAAAAGAAAUAGGCAAAAGGCGCGGGCCGCUGGCAUCAGCCGCGGGGCGGUGGCCGGCCCGGCCGCAGCGCGUGGUCUCUCCUGGCAGAUGGCCAAUCAGUCCUCCAGCCAGGAGCUGCCGGAAGAGGAGAGCCACGGGCAGUCCUCCGACGAGGCCAGCAAGGAGGAAGAGAUCCCCAAGAGGUCCAGCACUGUCGGGGCCCCCAAGGAGACCCAGAGGGAGGCCGCCAGGAGCAUCACCAAGGAGCUCACCCCGCCCACGCAGCAGGGGGCCCAGGCGGUCCCUGAAGAGGGGGCCGAAGAGUCCGUGGAGUCGGGGGCCACGGAGCAGGGCCAGUCCGAGUCUUCUGUUCUCACCGUCCCGUCGCCCCGCCUGCAGCAGUCCACAGAAUCUGCAGAAGAGCUGGCGAAGCUCCGGCCGCGCAUCAACCUCCGGCUCUGCCCAUCCCCGGGGACGACCCUCUUCAGCACGGUCCCCAAGCCCUGGGCGGACGUGAUCCCCUGCGGGUAUGAGAUGCAGCACACGCUCAAGAACCUGGUGCCGGUCAAGGCCUUCCUGCUGGCGGGGACGACGGUGGCCAUCGUGGAGCAGAAGAUUCUCUCCUGGCCCCUGGUUCCGCCCCCUCCGGUUGAGAUUCCCGCGUCUCCCAAGAAGGGCAAAGGGGAGGACGGCAAGAAGGAGAAGAAAGGGAAAGCGGAGGGGGCCCCCAAGAAGAAGAAGGAGCUGCUGCCCAAGGAGCUGCGGCAGGACCCGCCCAUCCUCAAGGUGCUGGGCCGCACCACGCUGCUGCUGGAGCCGCUGCUCAUGGGGGAGCCGCUGGUGUCCACCGAGUGCAACUUCGGCGUGGUCCGCAGCCUGGACUUGGACAGGAUGAUACUUGCCAGGGAUUCAAAGAAGACCAAGAAAUCGAAAACUGCUAAAAAAGAGCAGAGCAAGGCGGCGGUCCCGGCCUCCGAGAGCUCGUACCGGCCGCAGCCGCUGUCGGUGGAGGUGCAGAUCCAGCUGAGCCAGUACCGCACGGCGGAGGAGGCCUUCCACACCCUGGCGGACCGGGAAGGGCUGCGGCGCCGCCGGCCUCCGGGCCCCGCGUCAGGGGCGGCGGAGCCGUCUGGGCCCCGGGACGCGGCGGAGGCCGGGGACGCGGCGGAGGCCGGGGACGCGGCGGAGGCGCACCUGUCCCCGAAAUCCCUGAGCCGCCUUGAAAGACCGUCCCGGGGCUGCGGCCGCGCCUCUCCCGUGGGUCUGCGCCCCCUCCCCGUGGGUCUGCGCUGCCCCGUGGGUCUGCCCCUCCCCGUGGGUCUGCGCCCCCUCCCCGUGGGUCUGCCCCUCCCCGUGGGUCUGCGCCCCCUCCCCGUGGGUCUGCGCCCCCUCCCCGUGGGUCUGCGCCCCCGUGGGUCUGUCCCCGCCGUGGGUCUGCGCCCCCGUGGGUCUGCCUGCCCCCGUGGGUCUGCGCUGCCCCGUGGGUCUGCACCCCCGUGGGUCUGCCCCUCCCCGUGGGUCUGCGCCCCCUCCCCGUGGGUCUGCCCCUCCCCGUGGGUCUGCCUGCCCCCGUGGGUCUGCCCCUCCCCGUGGGUCUGCCCCUCCCCGUGGGUCUGCGCCCCCGUGGGUCUGCCCCUCCCCGUGGGUCUGCCCCUCCCCGUGGGUCUGCGCCUCCCCGUGGGUCUGCCUGCCCCCGUGGGUCUGCCCCUCCCCGUGGGUCUGCCCCUCCCCGUGGGUCUGCCUGCCCCCGUGGGUCUGCGCCUCCCCGUGGGUCUGCGCCUCCCCGUGGGUCUGCGCCUCCCCGUGGGUCUGCCUGCCCCCGUGGGUCUGCGCCUCCCCGUGGGUCUGCGCCUCCCCGUGGGUCUGCCUGCCCCCGUGGGUCUGCGCCUCCCCGUGGGUCUGCCCCUCCCCGUGGGUCUGCCCCUCCCCGUGGGUCUGCGCCUCCCCGUGGGUCUGCCCCUCCCCGUGGGUCUGCCUGCCCCCGUGGGUCUGCGCCUCCCCGUGGGUCUGCCCCUCCCCGUGGGUCUGCCCCUCCCCGUGGGUCUGCGGCCCCCCGUGGGUCUGCCCCUCCCCGUGGGUCUGCGCCUCCCCGUGGGUCUGCGCCUCCCCGUGGGUCUGCGCCUCCCCGUGGGUCUGCGGCCCCCCGUCUGCCCACCCGUGGUUCUGAAGCCCUCAUUGCUCUGCGCCUCUUUCCCCCGUCCCCCCUCGCCCAUGGGCAGCGGGCGUCUGGCGGUGCGCUGCCCGAGGAGCGCGGAGGAAUGCUGGCCUGGGCUGGGGCAGGGCAUCCCCACUCCCGGGCCGCGGCUGACUUGGGUCCCUUCCCUGUGCACAGCACCCCAGGGCGUCCUGGCUGCUUUGCCUGCAAAGUGA
Dipodomys spectabilis (banner-tailed kangaroo rat) is the source of this 3597-nucleotide messenger RNA. It is a transcript of the gene Lrrc43, whose product is annotated as leucine rich repeat containing 43. NCBI's taxonomy places the organism in Eukaryota, Metazoa, Chordata, Mammalia, Rodentia, Heteromyidae. The transcript has 15 exons. Bases 1 to 3597 code for a protein of 1198 amino acids. The record is from RefSeq and is a predicted model, not a curated record.